Dendronephthya gigantea is the source of this 1077-nucleotide messenger RNA. Its product is annotated as coiled-coil domain-containing protein 69-A-like. NCBI's taxonomy places the organism in Eukaryota, Metazoa, Cnidaria, Anthozoa, Malacalcyonacea, Nephtheidae. The transcript has a single exon. The coding region runs from base 163 to 1077 and encodes 304 amino acids. The record is from RefSeq and is a predicted model, not a curated record.
UAAAUUAUCGAUCAUUUAUUGUGAUCACCCGCUUACUGUUAUUAAGUCUCACAACCGCGCGCAAUGUUAAUUAAGUGACGUAUAAACAGAUUUCUUGAUUGCACUUUGCGCGCGCGCACUGUUUUAAUCUGCUUUAGUGGAUGUUUAUAUCCUCACGUGAACAUGACAACCAAUGUUUCCCAAAAAAACGAUCAUGAACGUGAAAUUUUUGCGCGUGAAGACAACGAUAUUCCCCACGGAAACUUAGAAAAGAUUUCACAGUUGAAAGUUGAAGUUGAUGCACUUUCUCAGGAAAAUGGCGAACUGUUUAUACUGCUGCAAAACGAGCGACGAAGAUCGAAAGAACUAGAGGACAAGCUCGGUAGCCUGCCCGAGAAGUCCUUGGAACAAGAAAUGAUCAGCUGCGAAUCCAAUACUGAAACGUGUGAAAAUUUCUUACAAAAUGCUGUCUUAACGAUGAAGGAAAAAUUGGAUUCCAAACAAAAUGAGUGCGAGGAUCUCGAGGAUAAGCUCUGUGUGAUGAAUCAAGAGUUGGCUUCACAAGGUGAAGAACUUGCUCGGGCAACUUUGGAAUUUCAACACCAAAUUAAUCAUCUUCACGAGUUGCUCGCCCAGGAGAGAGAUCUCAAUACAACUCUGAGUGAAGAGAGUGAUCAAACUGUACGUGAAUUGGAGACAAAAAUUCAACAAAAAGAAGAAAUGAACACAGAACUUAAGUUCAUCCAAGAAGAAACAUCAGAACAGAUACAAACAAUUGAACAAAAAUGCCGUUUUUAUCAAACCAAACUUUUUGAUGCUGAAAAACGUUUGACUAGCAUCGCUAAGGAGCACGAACAACUUGCUUCUAAAGAGGCGAAUAGCAUUGCGUGUCAAGUCAGUGAAAAAGAACUGCACGCAUUGGAUAAACGUGAGCGCGAAAAACGCGAGAAUAAUACGCUGUAUAAAUUUUUCCCAGAUCUUUGGGACCAAGGCGACUUUAAGAUGAAUGGACUUAGAAGUGCAACAACAUAUAAAAUAGGGAUUUUUUAUAUGAUUCGAGAUGGUUUUAAAAAGCUAGGGAGAGAGUCUAGUGAAUGA